CUGGUGUCAAGCUAGAGAGGACUGAAGGAGAGGAGGACCCAUGGCACAGCAGAGACAUCCAAACUGGAACGGCUGAAGCGCCCCAUGUAAACAGAAAAGACCCAACCGCCCCAGCACAGCCAAGGACCCGACGCAGCAUCACGGAGGAUGUGACCACAGAUCAGAUCCAGAGAGACUGGGGCUGGGGAGACUGGGCUGUCCUCCUGCUCCCGGCUCAGAGUACUUACCAGUAUUUCCACAGAGCCAGAGAACGGUUAAUUCCAGUGGGGAUGGUAACUCGUUACACACUAGUGGUGAUGAUUCAUCUUGUUCUUACGCUACAGAGAUGGACCCUGGCAACAUAUCCUUGGGUUUAGAGACACAAACUCACCUGUCCAGAGGGGACUGGAACCGGUACAGUAGCAGUGUAUACUCUGAAGGGUGCCUAGAUAAGAAAGGGGAGGGUCUGGUUGUAGAUGAAGUGACCAUGAAAGUGGAGGGUGACGUUCCUCCCACAUGGAAUGCAGAUAGUCACCUAGUAGACAGGCACUCACAGGGCAGAGAUUUCUUAAAUUACAGGGGAAGCUUAGAGACAAAUCCAAAUGUCACGACCCACUCCCCUUUACACACGUUCAGGGAUCAUGACCAAGUGUCUACGUCGAUGGGGCCUUCAGAUUUACACAGCCGUGUCCUUUUCGAUCAGGUAUUGAAUUCAAACGACAGGGCUAAAGCCCAGAUUCGGGGAGGGGUAACCACAUCAGGCAAUAGCAAAGAGAAACGGUUCCUCUGCAUGUUCUGUAAUAAAGGCUUCAGCUGCCUCCAGAAGGUGGAGGUCCACCAGAGGAUCCACACAGGGGUGAAACCCUACAGCUGUACCCAGUGUCACAUGCGCUUCGCCCAGGCUGGCACCCUGAAGAGGCACCAGAGGGUCCACACAGGGGUGAAACCCUUCAGCUGUACCCAGUGUAACAUGCGCUUCGCCCAGGCUGGUGACCUGAAGAGGCACCAAAGGGUCCACACAGGGGAGAAACCCUACAGCUGCCCCCAGUGUGAGAAGAGAUUUACCCGCCAGCACCAGCUGAAGAUGCACAUGAAGGUCCACACGGGAGAGAGGCCGUUCGCCUGUACGCACUGCGGGAAGAGAUUCUCAGAUAGGAGCUACCUCAGGAUACACCAGCAGAAAAAACAUUCCACUCAAUAGCUUCAGACGUUGAGAAAGUAUUCGGCCCCGUUGAACUUUGCGACCUUUUGCCACAUUUCAGGCUUCAAACAUAAAGAUAUAAAUCUGUAUUUUUUUUGUGAAGAAUCAACAACAAGUGGGACACAAUCAUGAAGUGGAACGACAUUUAUUGGAUAUUUAAUUUUUUUUAAACAAAUCAAAAACUGACAAAUUGGGCGUGCAAAAUUAUUCAGCCUCCUUAAGUUAAUACUUUGUAGCGCCACCUUUUGCUGCGAUUACAGCUCUAUCAGUUUUGCACAUCGAGAGACUGAAUUUUUUUCCCAUUCCUCCUUGCAAAACAGCUCGAGCUCAGUGAGGUUGGAUGGAGAGCAUUUGUGAACAGCAGUUUUCAGUUCUUUCCACAGAUUCUCGAUUGGAUUCAGGUCUGGACUUUGACUUGGCCAUUCUAACACCUGGAUAUGUUUAUUUUUUAACCAUUCCAUUGUAGAUUCUGCUUUAUGUUUUGGAUCAUUGUCUUGUUGGAAGACAAAUCUCCGUCCCAGUCUCAGGUCUUUUGCAGACUCCAUCAGGUUUUCUUCCAGAAUGGUCCUGUAUUUGGCUCCAUCCAUCUUCCCAUCAAUUUGAACCAUCUUCCCUGUCCCUGCUGAAGAAAAGCAGGCCCAAACCAUGAUGCUGCCACCACCAUGUUUGACAGUGGGGAUGGUGUGUUCAGGGUGAUGAGCUGUGUUGCUUUUACGCCAAACAUAACGUUUUGCAUUGUUGCCAAAAAGUUCAAUUUUGGCUUCAUCUGACCAGAGCACCUUCUUCCACAUGUUUGGUGUGUCUCCCAGGUGGCUUGUGGCAAACUUUAAACGACACUUUUUAUGGAUAUCUUUAAGAAAUGGCUUUCUUCUUGCCACUCCUCCAUAAAGGCCAGAUUUGUGCAAUAUACGACUGAUUGUUGUCCUAUGGACAGAGUGUCCCACCUCAGCUGUAGAUCUCUGCAGUUCAUCCAGAGUGAUCGUGGGCCUCUUGGCUGCAUCUCUGAUCAGUCUUCUCCUUGUAUGAGCUGAAAGUUUAGAGGGACGGCCAGGUCUUGGUAGAUUUGCAGUGGUCUGAUACUCCUUCCAUUUCAAUAUUAUCGCUUGCACAGUGCUCCUUGGGAUGUUUAAAGCUUGGGAAAUCUUUUUGUAUCCAAAUCCGGCUUUAAUCUUCUUCACAAAAGUAUCUCGGUCCUGCCUGGUGUGUUCCUUGUUCUUCAUGAUGCUCUCUGCGCUUUUAACGGACCUCUGCGACUAUCACAGUGCAGGUGCAUUUAUACGGAGACUUGAUUACACACAGGUGGAUUGUAUUUAUCAUCAUUAGUCAUUUAGGUCAACAUUGGAUCAUUCAGAGAUCCUCACUGAACUUCUGGAGAGAGUUUGCUGCACUGAAAGUAAAGGGGCUGAAUAAUUUUGCACGCCCAAUUUUUCAGUUUUUGUUUUGUAAAAAAGUUUGAAAUAUCCAAUAAAUGUCGUUCCACGUCAUGAUUGUGUCCCAUACUUUCGCAAGGCACUCUAUAUUUUAGGCAUAUUUGUGCCUAAAAAGUAUGUUACAUAUUGUGUUUGUACUGUGUAGGCCAGGGAUGGGCAGCAUUGAUGGGUGUGGGAGCCACAAAAAAAUCGCUCUAGCUUUUUGGGGGCCCUAAGCUAUAUUUUGCGAGUAAAGCAUUUUAGCAAAGAGAAACAUUUUUAGUUUUAGAGUUCAUUUCCUGCAAUUCUACACAUUUUGUCAUGGGGCAUAGAGAAAAUGUUGCAAUUUUUAAGCACGUUUUCUGCAAUUCUACACAUUUUUGCCACGAGGUGGAUAGAAGAUUGCAAUAUUUUUAUGUAAUUUUAUGCAAUUCUAUGCAUGAUCAUGAGGGCCCCCAGGUCAGUAAUUAAAUCAUGAUUGCUACAAGUUUGGAAAUAAUAUGCAUUUUGCCAGAGGGUGGAAACAACUGCUUGCAGUUUUUUAUAUGAUAUCUAACGAUCAAUUGGUUGCCCCCUGUCAGUAAUUCGAGGGGGGGGGGGGGGUUAAUCCAUAGACAAAAGGGUUGCCCAUCCCUGGUGUAGACUAAAUGUGACACGCUCUAUAAUAAUCAGUCGGGAGUAGCAAUUACUCAUUUGCAUAUAAAUUGUGUUUGUGUCGAAAUUUGGAUUUUUUGCUAUUUGGGGGGUUUCAUCUGGUUUUCACAAAACAAUGUCUUUGCUUUCAUCAUCUGUAUGUGUUAUUGCCAAAUUCAGUAAGAAUAUAGUAUUUAAUCCUUUAAACGUAGGAUGAAACGUAGCACUUUCCAAUCCGUUUGGUGGAUGCUAGCUUGUAACACAUCAGGCUUUUGAGGCACUAGCUUUUCUGCACUAUCAAAACCCUCAUCUAUUCCGAAAUCAUGAAUGAAUUACAAACUAGCUAGCUCACUAUAUAGUUUAAAUCAAGCUACAAUAAGCUAUUCAAUCGGAUGAUUUUCCUGUUUUCCCAAUCAAAGCUACUGUAGUGUAUCAUCCGCGGGAAAAGGCUACACUCUCUCGCUCAUAAAGACCCAUCAUACAUAGUUACACUGUCACUACUGCCUACACCGUAGCUAGUUAGCUUUGCUUUCAACUGCACUGAUGGAUUUCCGGGAGAGAGAAAUCGCAAGAUUUUUAAAUAUUAAUGUUGUGCUGGGAGCUGGUUCAGACGAUCAGUGGCAUCAACUUAUUGCCGACUACUUUUUGACCCUGCGCCACAGAGCAAUGACAUAAGCAACUCAGACAAGCUCACUGAAGUCGAGGCCGAGUACCUUGAGGAGGCAACCGAGGAAGACCACCUGUGCACCUGUUAAUGGUGAAUCGAUCAAUGACGGCGCUUCAGUCGGUCGAGGGGAAAUAUGUCAGUGGUGCUGGGCAAGAAAUUGAAAAGGAUUGCGAGUUCAGGUGAACGUGCAAGUCCAAUAAAGGGAAGCUGUGAUAUUUGGUUUUUACCCAAGAGAAGAUGGUCAAGAGACGUGACCAGAUUAAUUAGCUAACUCACCAAUGGUAAGUGCUUGCCAUUCAAGUAGUAGUCAAGUUUAUGUGGGUGUGUAAUGUGUGCAUGUUUUCUGUGCCUGUCUAUCUGUUAGUGUGUUUGGGUGUGAUAAGGCACACGUAGACUGACUAGCUAACUGUUCAUGUAUUAAAGCCGUGUGUGUGUGUGUGUGUGUGUGUGUGUGUGUGUGUGUGUGUGUGUGUGUGUGUGUGUGUGUGUGUGUGUGAAUGUGUGGCGUUGGGGGGAGAGAGUGAAGUCGGGGAUGUGUAGCCCAUGCAACCUAGCUAUGUAGAUAGUAACUUAUGGGACCUGUGUGUGUUGUGGGUGCUGGUAUUUGUCCUAAAGACAGGUUACAUAAAUCCAUGAAAUGGCCAUCUAUAAAGUUAUGACAUUUAUUUAUAUCGAACCUGACCCAUUUACACUACUAAUAAAAGUGUGUGUGAUUCACGCAUGCAUUUCGAUCUGUACAGGUUGCGUAGUUUGUUAUCUUUAACAUGUUUAUAUCACUUUAAAAUGUAUUGGCUAGAAUAGAUGACGACAAUGACUGAAUGUUAAAAAAUAGUAUAUUGUUAGUUGUCUUAUUUUUCAGAUGAAAAACAUCUAGUGCUCAUUGGCAAGAUCUCUGGUUCCAUGAACCUCUGCAAGGAAAUGGUCAUCUCGAACCGGAACUAACAAAAAGAAAACAUCAGAGGACAUAUUUCUUUGAGCAAAUCUGCAGAGAAACAUUCAAGUUCCGACACGUGUAAGUUUUCAUUUGAGUAAUACAACCUGAUGUCCUCUGUUCUUAUUGGGGCUGCAACAGUAUUAACAAGUUCAUGAGAUAUUUAAGAAAACAUGAGUAGUAGGCUAAAUCAUGAAUAUAAAUAAAACAGCUGAGAAUACAUUGUGCCUUUCAGCACAUUUUAACAGGCAUGUUUAAAAAUGUCUGAAUUUCUACAAAAAGCUGACUGCAGUGAUAAAGUUCUAUAGUUCUAUGGAUCGUGAUAAGGCUCCAAGGAAAAAAGAGGUGUGGUGGUCAUCUCGCCAGAAAACGGGUGCUGUCCUACGAGGACACUCAGUGAAUUGUCCACUAUGUCAACAACUUCACCAAUAUCCACGCGGUGCCGCUCCCAGGACAGAUCCCUGGAUUUAAGAAGUCAGACAUCCUGAUGCUACCGACAUUUGAGACCAAAGUCCUGUGUGUGGCACUAGUACAAAAACGUUCAUGCGUGAUCAUGGUGAGUGUUUUCCUAAAUCUCUAUACUUAUAUUUGUACCAAACGCUCGUCAGCUCAAGCCAGUGACAAAGACUCUAACCAAAGCCCACACAAAUCGGAUUCAAAGAGACUGUCGGACCUUACUCUCUGGUGACGCACUGGUGUAGUCAGAUUUUCUUUAACGUUUCUCAUUUUAGUUGUUGCUUAGAGACCAGGACUUACUCUGACCAUUUUUAGCUCAUUCUGUUGCUUGUACACUACAUUACCAAAAGUAUGUGGACACCUGCUCGUUAAACAUCUCAUUCUAAAACCAUGGGCAUUAAUAUGGAGUUGGUCCCCCCUUUGCUGCUAUAACAGCCUCCACUCUUCUGGGAAGGCUUUCCACUAGACGUUGGAACAUUGCUGUGGGGACUUGCUUCCAUUCAGCCACGAGCGUUAGUGAGGUCGGGCACUGAUGUUAGACGAUUAGGCCUGGCUCGCAGUCUGCGUUGUAAUUCAUCCCAAAGGUGUUUUUAUGUGGUUGAGGUCAGGGCUCUGUGCAAACCAGUCAAGUUCUUCCACACCAAUCUCGACAAACCAUUUCUAUAUGGACCUCGCUUUGUGCAGGGGGGCAUUGUCAUGCUGAAAUAGGAAAGGGCCUUCCCCAUACUGUUGCCACAAAGUUGUAAGCACAGAAUCGUCUAGAAUGUAAUUGUAUGCUGUAGCAUUAAGAUUUUCUUUCACUAGAACUAAGGGGCCUAGUCCAAACCAUGAAACACAGCCCCAGACCAUUAUUCCUUCUCCACCAAACUUUACAGUUGACACUAUGCAUUGGGGCAGGUAGCAUUCUCCUGGCAUCCGCCAAACCCAGAUUCUUCCGUUGGACUGCCAGGUGGUGAAGUGUGAUUCAUCACUCCAGAGAACGUGUUUCCACUGCUCCAGAGUCCAAUGGCGCCGUGCUUUACACCACUCCAGCCGACGCUUAGUGUUGCGCAUGGUGAUCUUAGGCUUGUGUGUGGCUGCUCGGCCAUGAAAACCCAUUUCAUGAAGCUCCCAACAAACAGUUAUUGUGCUGACGUUGCUUCCAGAGGCAGUUUGGAACUCAGUAGUAAGUUCUGCAACUGAGGACAGACGAUUUGAGCUUCUCAUUCUUUGAGCUCGUGUGGCCUACCACUUCGCGGGUGAGCCGCUGUUGCUCCUAGACGUUUCCACUUCACAAUAACGGCACUUACAGUUGACAGGGGCAGCUCUAGCAGGGCAUAAAUUGUACGAACUGACUUGUUGGAAAUGUGGCAUCCUAUGACCGGGCCAUAUUGAAAGUUACUGAGCUCUUCAGUGAAGGCCAUUCUACUGCCAAUGUUUGUCGAUGGAGAUUGCAUGGCUGUGCUCUCUAUUUUAUACACCUGUCAAAAACGGGUGUGGCUGAAAUAGCUAAAUUCAGUCAUUUGAAGGGGUGUCCACAUUCUUUUGUAUACAUAGUUUAUGUGUACAAUUGUGUGCACAUGUAUCCGUAUAAGUGUGUGUGUGUGUGCGCAUGUGAGCGUGCGUAAGUGAAAAAGAAGAACAUGGGCACUCGUCAAUGGAUUUCAUGUAUUGUUUUGUAAUUAAGUAAAUAGUUGUUGUUCAUUAUUUGAAUAAAUGUCUUAAAUGUAAUUGCAAACGUUAACUGCGUUUUCUCAAAAACAUGAUUUGGUGAUACUCUGCAUGUAAUGGAACGUAACUUUCUUGUAGUUUGGAGUAGAGUGAUCAUGAUGGUCUCAGUAGAAAGCUAACAUUCUCCUUUUUCCAGCACUGUGUUUUGGGGUCAAUGUGACUGAUUAUGAUAAAGCGAGUCACAUAUAAUGUUCACAAAUGUCUACUUCAUUAUUUCCAUUUAACUACUUCAUUAUUUUCCCAAAACACUUUUAAUGAGAAAAUGAAUGCAGUUCAUCAAGUUCAUGCCGAUUUUAAAUAUAAAUAAUAAAAUGUAUGUGAUUUUCAUAUGGUGUAUUGAACACUUGUUUAUGUUUAAUAAAACAAUGGGACUUUUCAUUCUAA
Molecule: messenger RNA, 7370 nt
Organism: Oncorhynchus keta (chum salmon)
Lineage: Eukaryota; Metazoa; Chordata; Actinopteri; Salmoniformes; Salmonidae
Product: gastrula zinc finger protein XlCGF17.1-like
Exons: 2
Coding region: 326-1180 (284 amino acids)
Biological process (GO): regulation of transcription by RNA polymerase II
Cellular component (GO): nucleus
Molecular function (GO): RNA polymerase II cis-regulatory region sequence-specific DNA binding; DNA-binding transcription factor activity, RNA polymerase II-specific
Source: RefSeq, a predicted model, not a curated record